AUGGACCUGGAGAUCACCGUGUGGGAGCUGGAGGAGAUUCUCCCCAAGAUGAGGAAGAAGCUGGAGAGCACCUCCAUGAAGAUGGCCAGUAUGGACUUGCACAGAUUCAGAGUGUUUAAAAAGAAAGGCCAGUUUACAAUCCAUACCCCUGAUAAUAUUGUCAUUGGAGUCGCUGGAGAAGAUGCUAUCCUGCCUUGCUACCUGUCAUCCCCAAGGGUCCCUCUGAGCACUGGUGUCCAGUGGACACUUGCAAGACCUCUGGAGAGAAUAGAAGUGACCUUCUAUAAUGGAGGAACACAAACAGAAAGGCAGGGUGAGGGAUACCAGGGCCGAACGGAGUUCUUCACAUCUCAGCUGAGCAAAGGAAACCUCUCCCUGAAGCUGAAGAACAUCCAGGUCACCGACAAAGGGAAAUAUGCCUGCCAGGUUGAUGUCUCAGACUGGCAUGGAGAAGCCUACAUUGAACUGGAUGUGACAGAACAUGUGUAUUGCUCUCUCCUGACAGCUCCCUAUAGAAUCCUUCCUAGCAACCCGGUUAUUGGAGUCAUUGGAGCAGACAUUAUCCUUCCAUGCCAGCUCUCAGUCACUAAGUUACCUGGAAGCUUCAAAGUGCAGUGGAAGCUGUUUAGACCAGCAGUAUUAAUCCAUGAGGUCUCCUAUAAUGGAGGAAACCAGACAGAAACCCAAGAUGAGAGACAUCAGGGUCGAACGGAGCUGUCCAUCACUGAAAUGACUCAGGGAAACUUGUCACUGAAACUCAAGCAUGUCCAGAUCUCUGACAAAGCAGAAUAUGUCUGCAGCCUGGAUUCUGGGAGCUGGUAUGAUGAGACGGUAGUUGAACUGGAUGUGACAGGCCGAUUCAAAAUCUUUCCCCCAAGUAACCCUGUUAUCAGGGCAAUUGGAGAGGACGUGGUCCUGCCCUGCCAGCUGUCAGCCACCAUUAUCCCUGCAAGCAUCACUGUACAAUGGAUCCUCAUCCAGCCCUCUAGGAAACCAGUCAAAAUCUUCUACAACGGAAGGUUCAUUGAGAACCGGCAGAAUGAGAGAUCCUGGGGUGGUAUGGAGCUCUUCAGCACUGAGUGGACGAAGGGGAACAUGUCUCUAAAGCUGAACAACGUCCAGCUCCCCGACAGAGGGAAAUAUGUCUGCAGUGUGGCAGCUGGGGACUGGUACGACAAGGUGGCCAUUGAGCUGGAAGUGACGGGACCCCAGCUCUGCAAAAGAAGGAAGACCUGGUUCAGCAGAAGCUAUGUGGAUAACAGAGAGGGAAUGGCACUUUCUUCUGCUGGCCAUCAAAGGCUAGAUCCACAAAGGGGACUUGGACUCAGUUUUGCAGAACCUACCUCCUAG
Emys orbicularis (European pond turtle) is the source of this 1350-nucleotide messenger RNA. Its product is annotated as butyrophilin-like protein 2. Gene Ontology annotation, molecular function: signaling receptor binding. Gene Ontology annotation, cellular component: external side of plasma membrane. Lineage: Eukaryota; Metazoa; Chordata; Testudines; Emydidae. The record is from RefSeq and is a predicted model, not a curated record. Gene Ontology annotation, biological process: T cell receptor signaling pathway; regulation of cytokine production. Bases 1 to 1350 code for a protein of 449 amino acids. The transcript has 5 exons.